Molecule: messenger RNA, 666 nt
Organism: Lodderomyces pseudojiufengensis
Lineage: Eukaryota; Fungi; Ascomycota; Pichiomycetes; Serinales; Debaryomycetaceae
Gene: GPX3
Product: Gpx3p
Exons: 1
Coding region: 1-666 (221 amino acids)
Biological process (GO): response to oxidative stress
Molecular function (GO): glutathione peroxidase activity
Source: RefSeq, a predicted model, not a curated record
AUGUCAUCUACUCAAAUUACAGAAAAAACUCCGAAACUACAGCAUCAUCAAGAACCAAAACUCCCAGUUUAUAAUUCAAUAUAUGAUUUUAAAUAUAAAGAUUUAUUAAAUAAUAUAAUAGAUUUUGUAAAUUUCAAGAAUAAAGUAAUAAUAUGUUGUAAUACUGCUUUAUUGUGUGGAUUUACAAUCCAACUAUUAGAACUACAACAAUUAUAUGAUAAAUAUAAAUCAAAUGGGUUGGUAAUUAUAGGAUUCCCAUGUAAUCAAUUUGGAAAUCAAGAACCAAAUGAUGAAAUUACAAUAACAAAACAAUCAAAAAAAGAUUAUGGAGUAACUUUCCCCAUUAUGAAAAAAAUAAAAGUAAAUGGAGAAAAUGAAGAUGAUAUAUAUAAAUAUUUAAAAAAUCAAAAAUCUGGAAUGUUUGGAUUCAAGGGGGUUAGAUGGAAUUUUGAAAAAUUUAUUAUAGAUAAACGAGGUAAAGUUGUUGCAAGAUUUGAUUCUUGGAUUACUCCUUUACAAUUUGAAAAUUAUAUAAAACAAUUAUUAGAUGAAUCGGUGGAAGAAAAACCAAUAGAAAAUAAUUCAAAAGAAAAAGAAUCAGUAGAAGAUGAGACAAAAAAGCAAGAAUCAACAGAGAAUGAAACAAAAAAACAAGAAUCGAUAUGA